AUGUCUCGCGGCGGAACCACACUUUAUGUUACAGGGUUUGGACCUGGUACCCGCGCUCGCGAUUUAGCCUACGAAUUCGAACGCUAUGGCCGGCUUGUUCGUUGCGACAUACCUGCGCCACGAACCGCAGCGAGCCGUCUGUUCGCCUUUGUUGAGUAUGAGAGUCGUCGAGACGCCGACGAUGCUUAUCAUGAGAUGCACAACAAGCGUAUUGGGCACGAUGACCUUUUGAAGAUCGAAUGGGCUCGUACUCCCCCGUCAGCCUCUUGGCGAUUCGAUUCUGGCCAAGAGCGGGAGCGUGCUCCGGCGAGACGUCGGUCUCCUCGCAGAGGUGGUCGCUCUCCUUCUCCUCGAAGAAGUCGUGGUGAUUAUUCUCCUCGCAAGGAGUCCCGACGAGAUCGUGACCGAGACUAUGAUCGCCGAGACCGCGGUGAUCGUGACCGUUCACGUAGCCCGGAUGACAGAGAUCGUGAGGCCAAAGACGAACGCGAUGAGGGUCGAGACCGUGACCGCGAGCGGGACAAUGGCACCAACGGGGAUGAAAGGAAAGGCAAGUCAGAAAAGUCGAGGAAAACAAUGUCACUCUACUAA
Glarea lozoyensis ATCC 20868 is the source of this 591-nucleotide messenger RNA. Its product is annotated as RNA-binding, RBD. The transcript has 6 exons. Gene Ontology annotation, biological process: mRNA splicing, via spliceosome. The record is from RefSeq and is a predicted model, not a curated record. The coding region runs from base 1 to 591 and encodes 196 amino acids. Gene Ontology annotation, cellular component: nuclear speck. Lineage: Eukaryota; Fungi; Ascomycota; Leotiomycetes; Helotiales; Helotiaceae. Gene Ontology annotation, molecular function: RNA binding.